AUAUUACGUAGAGACGGCAAUUGGUUUACGUCAGAGUCCACCGUUGCUUCUAUUCUUGUCUCUCUCUCUCUCCUCUCUCCUUCUAUCUCUAUGCAGACUAUGCUUGAUAUUAAUGAAUAAUGUUGAUUCUUAUCUGCUAGUGCUCCUAUUUGGGACAUUUUGUGAAGUGUAAAACUGGGUUUGCCUCUGUUGUUUAUUAUUUUUAUUUAAUAUUUUUUUUUUCAUUUUUCCAUAGCCGCCUCUAGUGUUUCUCUCCUUCUCUCAGUUCCUAGCUGCUUCUUUUGCACGCCCCAGGUUCCACGAAACCACCUUUCCGUUGAUUGAAUUCGGAAAGUUUUGUUCUUUUGUCUCAUCUUCUUUUGGGGGGAAUUGGGUAAUUGGAAGUGUGUUCCAUGUUGUUGGAUUCCUAGCCAGCUUGCUCCUUUUUGUCCGAUUGGGUUUUCGAGGUUUUGGAGAAAUUAAUGAAACAACUGUGACUCGUCCAAGGCAGACUCCUAUUUUACGUUGAUCUUUUGUUCUCACUGUCAGAAAUUGAACUUGCCUUUUGUUGCAGAGAUUCAAUUCACGGUGGCCCAAUUUGGUGGAUUGGGAUAAAAGGCUUGAUCGAUUGCUGGAGAUAUGUUGGAGUUUUUUUAUGAAAAAAAAAAAACUUCAGUUUUGUCAAUGUUAUUGUAAAUGAAGAUUUGUGUCUUGCGCUAAACUAUGAUGCUUGAUCAGGACUGUGGUGGUUUUGUUUGGUAGUUUUAUACACAGGAAAUGCUUUCCUAUUGGACUCCACUGUUUAGUUAAGAAUGUCUAUCGCUGGGUUAUUCUUGGUGCUGUUACUGCAACUGUCAACAAUUUUUGGCUCUGCAGUUAUCUUACUGUCAACGGAUUGUGGCACUGAUUGGGUUGCAUAUUCAUAUUCUAGUCAUGGUCAGGAACUGUAUUACAUAAAAGGGAAUGUAGUAGACAAGGUUGCUUUCUGUCAGGCACUCCAAUUGUAUAUUGCAAAUGGCUGUGAUGUGAAGGACUACUUUGGAACUGUCAACUGUGUGUUGGAUGAAACUUCUGUGAAUUUACCUUCAAAGGCAGGGAGGAAACUUCUGCAGAAGGAUGUAAGCAAUAAAUCCACAUCACAAGGAGAUUCUGAGCCUUUGUCAACCCAUCAAGUUGGGCUUUAUGCGGGUGGAGCUUUGUUGGUAUGUUGUGCCGUUCUUUGUCCUUGUUUCUAUGGGAAGAGACGGAAAGCAACUUCUCACGCUGUUCUGGCCAAGGAUCCAAAUUCAAUGGAUUCAGCCUCCUCCUUCGAAGCCUCCGUUACUGAUAAGAUUCCUGAUAGGAUUCCGGCCAGUCCACUCAGGGUGCCACCCAGUCCGUCAAGAUUCUCAAUGUCUCCAAAACUCAGUAGACUUCAAUCAUUACAUCUCAACCUAAGUCAGGUUGCAAGAGCUACCCGAAAUUUCUCAGAAACAUUACAAAUUGGAGAAGGAGGUUUUGGAACUGUCUACAAGGCUAAGUUAGAGGAUGGCCUGAUUGUGGCUGUAAAACGUGCAAAAAGGGAACAUUUUGAUAAUUUGAGAACAGAAUUCAGCAGUGAAGUAGAACUUUUGGCCAAAAUUGAUCAUCGAAACCUGGUGAAGCUACUCGGUUAUAUUGACAAAGGAAAUGAACGCCUUCUUAUUACAGAGUAUGUGCCAAAUGGUACUCUUAGAGAACAUUUGGAUGGUCUGCGUGGAAAAAUCCUAGACUUUAAUCAGCGCCUUGAGAUUGCAAUUGAUGUUGCUCAUGGCUUGACCUAUCUGCAUCUGUAUGCAGAAAAGCAAAUUAUCCAUCGAGAUGUGAAAUCAUCCAAUAUUCUUCUGACAGAAAACAUGCGAGCUAAAGUUGCUGAUUUUGGAUUUGCAAGGCUGGGUCCAGUGAACACUGAUCAAACACACAUUUCAACCAAAGUGAAGGGCACAGUUGGUUAUUUGGAUCCUGAGUAUAUGAAAACAUACCAACUCACUCCCAAAAGUGAUGUUUACUCAUUUGGAAUUUUGCUUUUAGAAAUUGUCACAGGCCGCCGUCCGGUGGAGUUAAGGAAAACUGUUGAAGAGCGUGUUACACUUAGAUGGGCCUUCAGGAAGUAUAACGAAGGGAGUGUGGUGGAAUUGGUGGAUCCUUUAAUGGAAGAAGCUGUGAAUGCGGAUGUACUCAUGAAGAUGUUUGAUUUGGCAUUUCAAUGUGCAGCUCCCAUUAGAACAGAUAGACCUGACAUGAAAUCAGUGUGUGAGCAACUAUGGGCAAUAAGGGCAGAUUACCUCAAGAGUGCAAGGAGAGAAUAAGUAAAGCUGGUGAUUAUAUUGUGAAGUCAGUAGUUUUCUUUUAGAUUUUUCUUUCUUCUUUGUCCUACCUAAAGGUGUCUCAGCCAUUGUGAAAUGAAGUUAUAUCAUUUGGGUCUUCAUUUAGGUGACUUUAUUUAUUCAACAGUGAACUGCAUCAUAAGUCAUUCUAAAGUUUGAUUAGUGGAAGGUUACUUUUGCAAGUGGCAACCAGUUUAAGCUGUCUCAGAGAACAACUGAAUAAAAAUAACAAAUUUCGAGUGUGUUUAUCUCAGCCCCAAGAAAAAAAGUGCUUUGAGCAACUUUCCAUGACUUGUCACUGGAAUAUUUUUCUUUGUAGAGUUCACAGCGGAUUUUGUAACAUAUAAUUUUGUUAAGGAACCACCUUGGUUACGUGAAUGACUGAUCCAACGAAACAAUAGCUUCUGAUUACCUGUGGUUGUGCUAGUUUUCAUACUUUAGGAUGGUUGGUCAUUAACUAGUGAAAAAUGGCUACAAAAAUUGGUAAAUUGCAAAACUUGAUUGUUAAAUGGCUGAGUUCCAAAUUGUAACAACGAUAUCAUCAUCUUCAUUUCUUU
Abrus precatorius (Indian licorice) is the source of this 2881-nucleotide messenger RNA. Its product is annotated as calmodulin-binding receptor-like cytoplasmic kinase 3. Gene Ontology annotation, molecular function: protein kinase activity; ATP binding. Gene Ontology annotation, biological process: protein phosphorylation. The transcript is spliced from 7 exons. The coding region runs from base 792 to 2306 and encodes 504 amino acids. The record is from RefSeq and is a predicted model, not a curated record. Lineage: Eukaryota; Viridiplantae; Streptophyta; Magnoliopsida; Fabales; Fabaceae.